ACUCUCGUGCGGCAUCAGAUCCAAGAUGCGGCCUUCCGACCGGCAGCGCGGCGCCGCGGGGGCGGCUCUGGGCGGCGGAGACGCAGAGGAGGACCGCGUGUACCGCCCGCUGCUGUUCCAGUCCACGGGCUACGCGUCCUCGGAGCUCUUUCGCGACUCGUACGAGAUGCACUCGCGUCUGCCAAGCGUGUCCUCGACCGCGCCUCUAUUAGGGGUGGAGACUGCUGCCACCGACUCAACUCAGAAUCAGAAACCCAGACAUGUGUUCGAGCCACAGAUUCGACUCGAGACCUUGUCGUCCCGAGCUGCUACAGCGGUGCUAUGGGUCACGUACCUGGCCUUCCUCGUGGCGAUGGCUCUGCCGUAUCUGCAGAGCAAAGGGUACCUGGAAACGGCGGUGGAGCUGCCUGGAGGACUGUGCAAGCCGGACCAAGUGCGAAGAGAGCCGUGUAUCGAGGUGGAUACGACCAGGAACAUCGCUCAGUGGGCGGCUUAUGUGGCCAAUGUGUCGCGAUACAGCGGCUCCGUCGAGAUCAAGCUGGAUGUUCGAGAGCAGGUGAACACUUCAACGUCCGAGGCCUUGCUGUCGUCGCUCGUGGAGAGCAAUACUUUCCAGGAGCUGGAACGUGUGGGCACCGCGUGGAAAAUGAAUCGAGAUGCAACCAGGGUCAAGAGCAAUUUAGAGGCUGAAGGAUCGGAGAUAUCUGAGAUUGAGGACGGGGAAGUGGACCAAGAGGCGGGAUAUGUCUUGACCUACGAUGCCAGGCUGUAUGGAAUUGACCACGAUGUGACUCCAGCUGCGAAGGAUCUCGUCAUGGACGAACACAAUCAAAGUGUCUGGGUGGAGUGUCAUACAGGGGAACCUUGUGAGAUCGUGAGGCUGCUUGAGAUAACGCAAGAUGUUGAUCGACUGGGUGGAAGCGGAUACGAUGCAUAUUUCGCUAUCUUGACCUUCAGAGGCAUGUACCCGAACGUGUUCGGGAAAGACGUUGUCUACCAAUUUGCUUACACAAAGCCAGCUAUACACGUGGGCGAGGUGGUUGUGCGUGGGGUGAUGGUUCUGGCGUCCAUUCUUGCGCUCCCAUGUUGGUUCAUUUCGGUUUUGAACUUUCAUGAAGGGUCAUGGAGUCAAGUACUCACCGUUCAAAAGUGGUUGCUGGGAGUGGGGGUCGUCCUUAUCCUCUGGCAGAACCCUGUGUACGCUGUAUCAGAGAUGUAUACGUCCGUCAGUAUGCGCACGCGCUUUGUUUCGAUUACGUGCCAGUCACUUGCGGAAGCUUUUUUCUACGUAUUCUGGUUGAGCCUCCUGGACCAGCACAGUGGUGAUUUCUCGUCUCGACGAUGCGCAUUCGCCCCGAAGUUGAUGUUUGGACUGGUACUUUUUGCCGUGGACACGGGGAUGACUAUGCUACGAAUGCCCAAGUUAUUUUUUGGGGCCGAAGUAGCAUCAUCCACGUAUGACUUUCACCACCAAGAGCUCUACGUUCUGCUCGGGUUUAUUCGCACAGGGUUGAUAUUGGCGUGGCUCGUGUGGAUCAUGGCAGUUGGCGCUCGAUCGGGACGGCAUCUAAAAGCGCUUCCGUACAUGGCGACUCGCUUCAAGCAACUAUCUUACCGAUUUCUGGUGCUCGAGACGCUUCUUAUUUUCGUCUACGUGUUCGUGCUAUCGGCUGUCCAGAUAUUUUACCUCACAAAGAUGUGGUAUUUCGUUGGGUACGAUGCCUUCAUCCAAGAUGCAGUGCACACAUUUGUAAAAAUGCACACUGGGCAUCCGUCUCUCGGCAAGUUUCUCUUCUUGUCGGUGUACGUGUAUCUGGUGAUGUUUGUUCACCUGCCACCACUGGCGGGCGAUGGUACCGGCUUACUGGCGUCUACAGCGUUUAACGUCGACGAGAAACCACGUGUGGACUCUUAUGGUUUCCUCACACCUGAAUCGAAUUUGUUCUGCGUCGAGACGUCUGGAUGGUUAUUGGAGCUGGCAUACCAGGCUUACUUCGAUCCGCCUGGCUGUCCAUCGCCCUCUGGGUAUGGUGAACUUACCUUGGAGCGAUAUGGGUUUGAGCUCAUCACUCAUCUUAGGAGCAACCUUACAGAUACUCACGCGGUUGUUGCGUGGAGCCAAGACGAUCACCGCCGCCUGGUGAUUUCUUUCCGGGGGACGACCAGCAAGGAAAAUUGGAGGAGCAAUCUCCGUGCCGACCAACAUGUACUGUGGAUAAAAUCCCGAGGGCUUCGCUGGAGAAGGUCGUGCCUCGAAAAAGUGAAGGACGUAGCGGCGAAAAUUCCAUUGCUCAACAUGGCUCUGCCGCGGGUCCACCGAGGAUUUUGGAUUGCUUACGAGUCGGUCCGAGACCAGCUGAAGGAAGUCACACGGCUCAUUCUAGACGAAAAUCCUGGCGUGUCGGUGUAUAUUACAGGCCACAGCAUGGGCGGUGCAUUGGCAGUCUUAGCUGCCUAUGACCUGGCGGUGAACUUCAGCAUCAAAGUCAACAUGUACAACUUUGGCGGGCCACGCGUUGGAAAUCCAAGCUUUCGUCAGCACUACGAUAGCUGCGUGCCUACGAGCUAUCGCGUUGUUAUGGACGGCGAUAUCGUGCCGGGAUGGCCGAAAUUUUGGGGACUCUACCAACAUAUUGGAACUGAAAUUUCGCUCGACGUCGCGGGUAAUCUGAUCGUCGAUCCAAGCUUCGUGGAGCGCCACCUCCACCAUUCGUCAAGGCGCAAGACGACGAUGCAUGGUACCAAUGUCUAUCGUGUGUCCAUUGCCAAGUGCCUAGAAAAUUUGACGACAUCGUAG
This is a messenger RNA of Phytophthora sojae, 2797 nucleotides long. RefSeq lists its product as hypothetical. The record is from RefSeq and is a predicted model, not a curated record. Lineage: Eukaryota; Oomycota; Peronosporomycetes; Peronosporales; Peronosporaceae. The transcript is spliced from 6 exons. Gene Ontology annotation, biological process: lipid metabolic process. The coding region runs from base 26 to 2797 and encodes 923 amino acids.